AUGACACAACACACCGGCCGUGCCCCCAAUACACCGGCCAUGCUCCCAAUACACCGGCCGUGCCCCCAACACACCGGCCGUACCCCCAACACACCGGACGUGUCCCCAACACACCAGCCGUGCCCCCAAUACACCAGCCGUGCUCCCAACACACCGGCCAUGCCCCCAACACACCGGCCAUGCUCCCAACACACCGGCCGUGCCCCCAAUACACCGGCCGUGCCCCCAAUACACCGGCCAUGCUCCCAACACACCGGCCUUGCUCCCAAUACACCGGCCAUACCCCCAAUACACCGGCCAUGCCCCCAAUACACCGGCCAUGCCCCCAACACACCGGCCGUGCUCCCAACACACCGGCCGUGCCCCCAAUACACCGGCCAUGCUCCCAAUACACCGGCCGUGCCCCCAACACACCGGCCGUGCCCCCAAUACACCGGCCUUGCUCCCAAUACACCGGCCAUGCCCCCAAUACACCGGCCAUGCCCCCAAUACACCGGCCAUGCCCCCAAUACACCGGCCAUGCCCCCAACACACCGGCCGUACUCCCAACACACCGGCCAUGCUCCCAACACACCGGCCAUGCUCCCAACACUCCGGCCUCGCUCCCAACACACCGGCCAUGCUCCCAAUACACCGGCCAAAUUCGCAAUUCACUGGGACUGA
Hemiscyllium ocellatum (epaulette shark) is the source of this 663-nucleotide messenger RNA. RefSeq lists its product as uncharacterized. The transcript has a single exon. The record is from RefSeq and is a predicted model, not a curated record. The coding region runs from base 1 to 663 and encodes 220 amino acids. NCBI's taxonomy places the organism in Eukaryota, Metazoa, Chordata, Chondrichthyes, Orectolobiformes, Hemiscylliidae.